CUCUGUGGCACCUCCACCUGGUUUGAGAUAAAGAAGAGCAUCUGUGUGGGUGUGAGACGGAAUGAAGUGCAUUUGGGUGCUUCUCAGCGCCUGGGCUCCAGUCCUGGUCACCGUGAGUGUCCGACAGAGCGUCCCUCCCCUGCUCCCCAACACCCCCUUCUUGACGGUGUGGAAUGCCCCCACCGAGCCCUGCAUGACAAAAUACAACGUGGACCUGGACCUGAGUCUGUUCAACAUCGUGCUGAACCAGAACAACAGCUUCAUGGGAGACAACAUGACCAUCUUCUACAAGGACAAACUGGGGCUCUACCCUCAUUACGACUCCCCGGAGAAGCCAGUCAACGGGGGGGUCCCCCAGAACAGCAGCUUUACAAAACACCUGCGGGCAGUCAGGGAUGAUAUCCGGAAGUACAUCCCUCGCCCUGACUUUAGCGGCCUGGCCGUCGUGGACUGGGAGAGCUGGCGGCCCCUGUGGGCGCGUAACUGGGACUUGAAGAAGGUAUACUGGGAGGGCUCGAGGAUGCUGGUGAGGCAGAAGCACCCCGACUGGUCACCCAGUGAAGUGGAAGAAGAAGCCCAGAAGGAGUUCCAGGAGGCUGGGAAAUCUUUCAUGGAGGGGACCCUCAAGCUUGGCCUCAGCCUGAGACCGGGUGGCUGGUGGGGCUUCUAUGGCUUCCCAGCCUGCUACAACUACCAGUACAAGAACUCUACUGCCAACUACACGGGACGCUGCCCCCAGCUGGAGAUGAAGCGCAAUGACGAGCUGGGCUGGCUGUGGAGUGCCAGCUCAGCCCUGUACCCCAGUAUCUACCUGGAUUCUGACCUGCAUGACAAGGCUGACUGCACCCGAAAGUUUAUUCACUACCGGGUGCUGGAGGCCAUGAGGGUAACGGGGCAGGUGGUACCUCCUGUGCUGCCCUACGCCCGCAUUGUUUACACCUACACUUUGAAAUUCCUCACACAGGAGGACUUGAUUCACACUAUUGGUGAGAGUGCCGCUCUGGGAGCAGCUGGAGUAGUGCUGUGGGGAGAUGCGUACUACGCGCAGUCACAGGAGGUGUGCCAGGCAGUGAAGGAGUAUGUGGACGGGAUGCUGGGGCGAUACCUGGUUAACGUGACGGCUGCAGUGACCCUGUGCAGCAACUCUGUGUGCUCGGGGCGUGGCCGUUGCCAGAGGAAAGACAGUGGCUCAGCCACCUACCUGCACCUGGACCCUCGGAGCUGGGCUGUGGUGUCGAACCCGGGUCCCAAGAGGGUACAGUUUAGCGUGCGGGGACAACUGGGCAAGUGGGAACUGGCUGAGAUGGAGGCCCAGUUUGGAUGCCAGUGCUACCAGGGUUGGGGCGGGAAGCAUUGUGAAAAGCGGAGGUAGACUCGACCCUCACCAGACCUCAGCUGAAUGCCAACAACAAACUGAGUCAAGUAGACAAAUGUUAACAGAUCCUCUGAAUGCAUGAUUGUGUGUUUAAAACAGGGGGGAGCAGGGUUGCAGAACAUACAAAAUCUUCGGAAUCUUCCAGAUAUUCCAAACCUUCCUGAACCAAAUAAUUACACAUUUAGAAUUAUCAAAAGACAAAAGCUACAGGCUAGGCUUAACAUUUCUAUUUCACUUCGAGAGAUUAAAAAAAAAAAAGUUCCUGUCGGAUCCCAAAAAAUGAUACCUAGAAGAAAAUCUUCAGGUCCUGACCAUACCCUUCAGCGCACAUUGUGUCAGUGUGUGCAACUAUUCUGCAGCCCUUUCGGAGGUUUUAGUCAUUGUCCAGUAUGAAGAAAGCACUUUACAUACGAAACUGGUUCUACAGGGCAGCGUAUUGUGAAGCGUUUCACAUUGUGCGAGAUGUGUACAGCACAGAGAUUCAGUAAAACGCCUGUUUUAGGUCGCAGUGUGGGAAGCAGCACUCCACACAUUAACCAUUACAGUACUUCAAUCUGAAGCCUUUCUUAAUAACACAAGAUGAUUAUAUAGUCACAGGGUUGGGAUGUAUAUUUGUAAAACCCAGGGUUAUAAGUAUAAACACAAUAUUGUAAAACUGUAGUGUAAUUAUGAGAAGGUAUGCAUUUACUACCUUUAUUAAUAUUGCCUUUUUGAAAGAAAAUGAGACAAGCAGACUAGAACACAGUAAACACCUGGGUACCUGGGCUCCAUGCAAGACCUGUACCUCAUGAUCUUAAAAUACCACUUCCCAGACCUCUGUGCUGUGAGUGCUUCUUUAAAAGGAAUCCACACCAGUGCACACUGCCUGUAGAAGCUGGAUCGUUGCAAACAGCAUGUGGGAGCCUUUAUCAUUGCACACAGCCUGUUUUACAAAAAUGGCACAAUGUGUUUGAUUAGUAACAGGUGUUGGAGAAAUAUCCCACAACAGUUUUACAAGACCGCCAUCAAGAUGUGCUGCUCAAAAACAAACAAAACAGCCCUGCACUGGAAACACUGUGGUUUGGACUGAACUGUACCCUGUGCACCUCAUGGUAAUCUGUAUAAAAAAUAAAAUGUUUACAAUGCAUUUA
This is a messenger RNA of Polyodon spathula (Mississippi paddlefish), 2505 nucleotides long. RefSeq names its product hyaluronidase-1-like. Bases 62 to 1372 code for a protein of 436 amino acids. NCBI's taxonomy places the organism in Eukaryota, Metazoa, Chordata, Actinopteri, Acipenseriformes, Polyodontidae. The transcript is spliced from 3 exons. The record is from RefSeq and is a predicted model, not a curated record. Gene Ontology annotation, biological process: hyaluronan catabolic process; carbohydrate metabolic process. Gene Ontology annotation, molecular function: hyalurononglucosaminidase activity.